UAAUUCGAAUGGUUCUGUAUCAGGAAAUACAGUGCCUCCUGAGCUGCGUUUGCCUCUUUGUGUGCGCACACGGCGGAAGGAAGAGGUGAGUGAGUGAGACAGCUGCAGUUUGAACCCGCACAGAAGCCCUAAAAUAAGGAAUUUAACGCAGUAACUGGGCCUUAAGCAUCACAAGCGGAACGAGAUGAUGCCACCGCAACUACUGUGAGAGGUCAGAACCUUAGAGGCACGGAUGGCCCCAAGCGCUUUCACUGGUGAGGGCUCAUGUACCUUCCACCUCAGUGCACACUGAGUUGCUUCAUAUAUUCCAGCACAGCUAAAGCUUUCAAAUGCAAAGUGGAGAGGGUGUGCCAGCUACGUCGCUGCCACUAACAGAGUCUGGGGGUUCAGUGCACUGAGGCACAUAAUUAAAUAAACCAUCAGUUCGAAAGAUGCUGAAUGUGAGAGGCGAGGUGUGUCCGCCUCAGCAGCGCUUACUAUUGGCCUAGGAAUGGCGGUGCGGUCCUGACUGACAGCUGGAUAGGCGGGAUUACAGGUGAACGGAGUGGCUGGAAAAGGGUGGACAUCGGCAAGGAGUCUGGAAAAAGAGUAACACCUGAGACUGGAUGUUUGGUAACACCUGGAAAAGGCAUUUAGCCAAACCAGUAAAGCCUGACCAGUCAAGCGGCAUUCUGUCAGAACCAGGAUUGAAAGUACAACUUCUUCAAGCCAUAAGGUGCAGAAUUGAAAGUGAAGGUACAUUGAGCAGGUUGGGUGAUAACAAUGCUCAAACAAUCAAAAAGGGGCCAGAAAUGAAAUAAAGAUUAGAACUGUCUGACAAAAACUGGAUAAAGAUUUCCUAAAAAAAAUAACAAGAAGGAAGAUCAUGACGAAUAAGCUUUGUAACUGUUCAUCCUCCAAAAAGCACCAGUUUCCAUAAUAAUUUGUUACUGUCAUGUGUCGUCUUGCCUUUCCACAAAACAUGCUAUCCAUAUCUUCACUGGAUUUAUUGUUUUCUCUCUGAACAUGCUGUAGUUCCCCCUGUAGGAACAGAACUACCACACUAAGUUCAUCUCUUCCUGGAAAUGCCACAUAAUUUAUCAGAAGAUAAAUCCUUCAGUUCUCAACAUGAACUCCUCCAUUGCAAUGGAUCUGCUGAGAAGACUGAAAUCUUGAGCCCAGAUGAAUCCUGCAGUGAGACAUUUCAGAAUGGGAUACUGUACAAUGAUAACUGUGAACCCCUUGACCAUUCUCCGUCAGAAAAAAAUGCACUACACAGUGAAAAUGGCACUUGUGAAAUUGGUUUUGUACCAUCAGAAAGCGAAGAAAGUCUUUGUGGAUGGGGGGCCUUUACACCCAACUGUUUGCAAGUAUUUAACACAUCAAAAGGGGUCCUUCUCUUCCUUUCCGUUGCUUCUUUCUUGCAAGGAAUGAUUGUGAAUGGAUUUAUAAACACUGUUGUCACCUCCAUUGAGCGACAGUUCAAUUUGACCAGCUACUAUGCCGGAUUAAUUGCCAGCUCCUAUGACAUUGCAGCUUGUGUUUGUUUGAUAUUUGUCAGUUACUUUGGUGGCCAUGGUCACAAGCCACGGUGGCUGGGUUUUGGAGUUCUUAUUAUGGCUUUGGGUUCCUUCGUGUUUGCACUGCCUCAUUUUAUUUCCAGCCGUUAUGAAGUGACUCUUACAGAAGAAACUGGUGUGUGCCAUUCCAAUGCAACAUCUUCUGGUAAUGAAAGGAUAUCCAGCUUAUCUCAUUAUAGGUUCAUCUUCAUGUUGGGGCAGUUCCUCCAUGGUGUUGGAGCAACACCUCUGUACACCCUGGGUGUAACAUUCUUAGAUGAAAGUGUAAAAUCCAACUACUCCCCAGUGUAUAUUGCUACUUUUUACACCAUGUCAAUAAUUGGACCUGCUGCUGGGUAUCUACUAGGAGGUUUCUUUCUGACUAUAUUUACAGAAAUUGGACAGAAGACGCAUCUUACUCCUGACAACCCACUCUGGGUCGGUGCCUGGUGGAUUGGAUUUCUCGGCACCUCAGCUGCAGCAUUCCUCACAUCUAUCCCCAUACUUGGUUAUCCUCGGAAACUUCCAGGAUCUCAGCGAUAUAUGGAAAUGAGGGUCUCUGAAGCUCACCAAAUGAAGGGGAACAAGACAACCUUAGAACCAGAUUUUGGAAAAACCAUCAAAGAUAUGCCUAGGUCUGUCCUUCUUCUCCUUAAAAAUCCUACCUUUGUCUUCCUCUGUCUGUCAGGUGCAACAGAGGCUAUGCUGAUUGCUGGGAUGUCAACCUUUGGUCCUAAAUUCAUGGAGUCUCAGUUCAGUUUAAGUGCCUCAGAAGCAGCUACCCUAUUUGGCUACCUUGUCGUGCCUGCUGGUGGAGGUGGCACUUUUCUGGGUGGAUUCAUUGUGAAAAAAAUGAAGCUUCGUUGCAGUGGAAUAAUCCGGUUUUGUUUGAUCUGCAUUGUCUGCAGCCUGUCAUCCAUCUUCAUCUUCCUCAUCCAUUGUCCUAAUUUACCUAUAGCUGGUGUCUCAACGUCAUACAACAACAGCAUUACUUUGGAUACCUCUAUAAACCUCACUGCAUCUUGCAAUGUGGAAUGUCACUGCAAACAAGAAAUCUACCACCCAGUCUGUGGGGCAAAUGGCAUCAUGUACUUUUCCGCCUGCCAUGCUGGCUGCCAAGGAACAAACGUGUCGCUAACAGCUGCAGGAUCAAAGGUGCACCAUGACUGUGGGUGUAUUUUCGAAAACUUCACUGUUACUGCCGGCCAUGCAGUGUCUGGAAAAUGUCCUUCCCAGUGCCAGCAUAAAGCUAUCUUCUUGACAUUUGUAUUCACCAUCAUCUUUUUCACUUUCCUAUGCACUAUUCCUGCACUGACUGCAACACUGAGAUGUGUGCCUGACUGCCAGCGCUCAUUUGCACUUGGAAUUCAGUGGAUUGUGGUACGAACAUUAGGUAGCAUUCCUGGACCAAUUGCCUUUGGAUCGCUGAUUGACCUCUCGUGCCUGCUGUGGCAGAACUCAAACGGAGUCCGCGGCUCCUGCUUGAUCUACCAGAACUUGGACAUGAGUCGCUACACUCUAGCUGCUGGGCUAAUUUACAAGGCACUCGGGGCCAUGUUCUUCCUGUUGGCAUAUCUGCUCUACAGGCCUCCACCUGACUCACCAGAAACCAACUCUGUCCUGGAUCCUGGUGGAAAAGCACUUCCCUUGCCUGAAGAAGUACCUACCAAUUCGUAAUUCCUCUUAUGCCUUGUAUCCACAGCCACUGCAUCAUUCUACUAACCUUCAUGGGGUACUUUUCAUUCCAUUAGGUUAUCUAACAUUCUAGUAAUGUUCACAUUAAGUUUACAUCUGUGUACUCAUCCUUUUCAUGUGUCUUGUCUUGGAUGCACAUCUGGCAGUUUUGCACCAGUAUAAAACGUAUUACAAGGCAACAAUGAUGCACUUUGAUUGAAGCACUUGGACACUCUUUUAAAGAAUGUUGGUAAUACGGACAAAUAGAAACAUAAACUUUGAUUUGUCUGCCUUCCUGCAACAAACAUCUGGUUAAUGAUAACUCAAGAUCUAUGGAUGAAGUGCAUUAAAUACAAGGAUCAUUCAUUUCAUGGAACAUAACAUUCUAGUGAACACAGACUCCCAUUUUGAGAAAUAAAUGAUACAUUCUUACAAGACAGAAUCAAGUAACUCACUGUAAUAAGUCUACCAGGUGCAAAAAAGAAGUUAUAAGUAGGCUACAAAAUAUAGAGAGAGUAUAGCUUAAUCACUGAUUGUUUUGGAAUAAAUAUUAAUUAUUCCACCUUGUUUCCCAUGAAGCAACAUAUAGUAGACAUAGCCGAUGCCGUGUUUGGCAUAACUAAUACAGUCUUCCUCAUUGAAAUACUUCUCUGACCGUUCACAGCACCGAGAUAUUGAAAGAAAGCAGUGACAUUCAAAAACAUGCCAAGAUUACGAUGUCUUCAGAAGACUGAGAAAUCAUCGCAUGGGAGAUGUUUAAUGCUCCAUCCUUUUCUCAAAGAGUGUGCAUUACCUAAAUAAGGCAUUCAGUAAACCAGUAUGGGCUUUUCUGGCUUCUGCUACAAACACGGUGGAAUUAAAUUAAUUUCUGAUACUUUACUGGAACAUGAGAUAAAAACAGUGAUGCUCAACAGAAGUUUGAAUAAGUACAAUUGGCAUUUUGGAAAUAUUAUAAUGAAAACAGAGACAUAGCUCAAAUUAUUAAUGUCCUGUCACAAAGGGUCUGUGGCUGGCAGUUUGUGGAUGACUGCAAAGACCUAGCAGUCAUAAAUUCCUUAUUAUAUUUCCAAAUUCAAUAGGAGGGUCUAACAAGCACCAAUACAUGGUGCCUAGAACAUGUCCAUAAACUUAAUGCCAAGAAAUGCAGCACUGUGUCCUUUAGCAAACUAAGGCACCCAUUCACCUGAGACCUGACAGGUGAUACUCCCUUGAAUGCUGACUGAUGUCUUUAAAGUCCAAGAAAGUCAUUACCCCUCUUCACUCCUCCAUCAUUAGGCCUGUAAUAGAGUUUACUGACCACUUUCACAUAUACACAACUAAGUAUAUAACUCAACUUGAGUGAUUGCAACAUUUUCUCACAAAAACAAUCAAAGGUAUAUGUUUUUAGUUGUGCUGAUCAUGUCAAUGUAUCCUCUGUCUUUUCUAUUUCCUAUAGACUCAAGAGUGAACCUCUGUCUGACCUACAGAGCCUUAUAGUCUGAUGUUACCUUCUGCACAUCCAGAAAACAAAUAACUGUGUAAACAUCUGCUCAGGAAAUCAUAAUUUCCACCAAAAUGUAAAUAGGACCUACUAAUGAGAUAGAUGCCUCUCCAGAGAAUCACUAUUUUAUGGAAUACAUUUAACGUUAAUGUAAAACAAAGCAGCACCUGGAAUAUACUUAACGUUAAUGUAAAACAAAGCAGCACCUUGACCCUCUGUAAGUGCAACCUGGAGGUUUGUUUAGGCAAUCAUAAAUUCACCUCAGGCUUCGGUUCAUUAAGCCUUUAAUGAAAGGGUUUAAAGUUAAGUAUUAAAUGCACCCCAGGUCUGCCUUUCAAGCACUCACUGAAGUGGAUUAUAAAUGGGUAUUAAUUAUUCCUGUCUAUGGGUAUUCACGAUAUGAGAUCUUGUGGCUCGGCUGUAAAUAUUCCUGCAGAUCAACAGCCUAAUAUUAAACUUUGGACCUGUGAAUGUAUGAACAGAGGUCUCUGCAGUGGGAACAUUUACUUAGUCACAACUGCAAGAGGCCUCAGAUCUGGUUAUGUUAAGCAGAAGGUAUAUGAGGCACAGCCCUGUAUGAGGGGCCUCAGAUCUGGUUAUGUUAAGUAGAGGGUAUAUGAGACACAGCCCUGUAUGCAGGAUGUGACGUCACGGCUUUGGCCUCAAUCCCUGCAGUUUUGAAUUUUUCCAAAUGCCAUUUCAGAGAUGUCGCUUGAAAUGCCAUUUCACAAAUUUUCUUAAAGGAUGUAAUCUAAAGCCCAUUGCAGGAUGUACUCUUACUGAGACAUGGUCUGAUUAUAUAAUAAUGUACGGUAAGCAUUGUGCUUCCAUUAAAGAAGAAAGUACUGCAGGGAUUUA
This is a messenger RNA of Protopterus annectens (West African lungfish), 5550 nucleotides long. It is a transcript of the gene SLCO4A1, whose product is annotated as solute carrier organic anion transporter family member 4A1. Lineage: Eukaryota; Metazoa; Chordata; Ceratodontiformes; Protopteridae. The record is from RefSeq and is a predicted model, not a curated record. Bases 1065 to 3215 code for a protein of 716 amino acids. The transcript has 15 exons. Gene Ontology annotation, biological process: sodium-independent organic anion transport; transmembrane transport. Gene Ontology annotation, molecular function: protein binding. Gene Ontology annotation, cellular component: membrane.